Molecule: messenger RNA, 2542 nt
Organism: Bactrocera oleae (olive fruit fly)
Lineage: Eukaryota; Metazoa; Arthropoda; Insecta; Diptera; Tephritidae
Biological process (GO): protein import into mitochondrial matrix; protein stabilization; protein folding
Cellular component (GO): mitochondrion
Molecular function (GO): zinc ion binding; protein-folding chaperone binding
Source: RefSeq, a predicted model, not a curated record
AGGACAUUUUUAUAAUGAGGGAAACAACAAAAUAAAUUUAAUAAUUUACAAAAAAAGUAAAUAAUAGAUAAGUUAUUCAACAUAUUUUUGUGCGUUGCAUAAACAAUAUCUAAUAUGCAAAGGAUAACAAUAAUAUAGUGGCUAAAUGGCCGUUCUGACAAAACGUUAAAAAAAAACAAAUGACAACUUUGCUGAGAAACUUAGGUACAUAAGAGCUCGAAUACAUAUUGACGAAUUUGGCGCAUCGUCGCGGAGUUGACAAACUUUGUUUGAAUCGACACUUUUGCGACAAUGUCCGUCGGCUAUGUUGUCACGUUUGGCGUUUUUGCAGUGCUUUGCUAUUGAUAAUUGAUUUAUGCUCUUUUGAAAUACUACGAUUACGAUUGGGCUGCAUUUUCAUCGUGUCGUAUUUAGAUAAAAUGGACUAAAUCGAAAAACUAUGAAAUAAUAAUAAGUAAACUUAUAAAUUUAAUGCCAUAUAUAGUGCAUAAUAUGAAAUAAAAUAAAUUAAUAGUUUAACUCGCUAAUAGGCCAUGUUGUCAAUUCACCUUUCUGAAGGGAACAUCAGACAAAUUCUUUAGUUUCUGAUUUUUAACAUCGUUGUGGGGAAGCAACUUGUGGGCAACAUGCAAAUGCGAGGAGAUGGAUGGUAGGAUUUUCAGUGGUACAAAUUGUUAAAUUGAAAUUUUGGCUGAUUCUUCAAUUUUACUAAAAUCAUUCACUUCAUUUUUUGCCAUCCUCGCGCAUUUGCGUUAGGAAUUCCACUUGAAAACCAAAUGUGGUUGACCAGGCGCACAGAAAAAAACGCAGUGCAGAGUUAUAAAUGAUCGCCUUCGUUUAUUUUAAUUUUAUUAUAUUUGUUCCCUCAUUAUAUAAAAGUUCUUAAAUUUCUAUUAUUUCUUGUUAUUAUUCUAAUUUUCCUUAAUACGCAUGCCAAAGAACAUUUGCGCAUACAUACAUUUGCCGUUCCCUUAAAAGGUGGUGAAAAUUUGCUUGGUUCCUUUUUAAAGUGGAGUAGCUUAUCAUGAGGGGAAGGUUCCUUUUUGACGUAGUGUAAUUUAAUUUUCGAAUUUGCGCAUUUUCGUUGUGCCCUUCUAAUAAUUUACAUUUUAGCACAGCUAAUAUUUCUCUAUUUAUUAACAUUCUCUGCCACGACAGUCGGUCUACGUAACUGGAGCGGACCUAGAUUUUAUCCGGCCAAGUACUGUCAAAUCGGCAGAAUUCUGUCGCUACAACAAUAUAAACUAUCCUAUCUUUUAAUUUGGAUAAACAAGUAUCUGUAGCAUGUUUAUUUGCUUCAGCGUUUAUAUGCAUUUAACAAUUUUAAAAUUUUUAAUUCCUCCUACGUUAACAUUGACAUUUUUAAUUUUCUCACAGACUAUUAUUUUUGACAGCAGUGUGUUUCAUCGUCAAUUUUCCUUAUCAAUCUUAACGAAAUUUUAGUGAACAGCUGGUAAUUUUUCCAUAGCGCUGCCGCUAUCAAGUUUGGAUCAGAAUUUAGAAUUGAAGCAAUAUUCUUCAUCAACAUAUCCAAGAAAGCAAUACUAACAAAAUCAAGUUUGCAUAUACAUAUAUACAUGCUAGACGUUUUAGAUAGUUCUAGUGUUUACGUAUUAUUAUUUUAAUUUUAUUGCGUAUAAAUUAAUACUUCGUGAUGAGCUUGUGAAAUGAACGCAUUGCGUAACCUCUUCAGCACGAGGACACUAAAUAGUGUAAGGCAACAUGGCCAAAAUGUCCUCUUUAAUAUUGCACAACCAGUUGAUGGUGCACCGGCGGUUGCACCAAUACCCGACUUCGAUGAAGGUAUUGAUAGAGGAGUACGUCAACCGCUGAAAAUACCAAAAUCCAUUCUCGAUGCAACUACUUUUAUUGGUAAAAAGUUUGGUGAAACAACUGCCAACUCCUCUGGCUCGAUUUCACCAGCUACGUUAAAACGUUUGCGUUGCAUGGAGCGCAAGGUUGAGUUAGUUUAUCGCUGUAAACUGUGCAACACACGUAACAGCAAACUGGUGUCUGAAGCUGCAUACAGAAGCGGUGUGGUAAUUCUCCAAUGUGACGGUUGUUCUGUGAACCAUUUAAUAGCCGACCAUUCUGGAUGGUUUGCCAAAACCAAAGGCAAAAGUUUUGACCAAGUGCUAGCGGAACGAGGUGAUCGCGUUAAGGUCGUCAAAGUAAAUGAAAAAGGUGAAUUUAUUUAGCGGCAAGCAACAAGAAAGUAACUUACAAUGAACUUUAAUUUCAUGUAUUGCAAUAAAUUUUAAACACUGCUGAACAAAAUAUCAUAAAUAACAAUUUUGUUAUUAAUUGAACAAAGUUUUUAAAACACAGUAGAUAAAAUAAAAGUCACAUUUUCCUUUGCUUGUGGUACAAUGCUUUAAAUUGAAUUGAGUAUAAGAACAGUGCAACAACUUUGGGUUGCAUCUUUAUUUAUGUAUUUUGUGCAGUGAAUUAACUUAUUGGAAUGUAAUGUAUUAUAAAUAGAAAAGUAAUAAAAAAGAGCAAUAAAAAUAUUAAAGCAAAACAGCGAAAUAUUAGCAAUCAA